CCAGGAGAAGCCGACGUACGGCACAGUUGUUGUGUUCUCCAAUCUUCCGAGAAGAAAAAAAAAUCGAACGAUAAAUGAGAGAGAAAAAUCAAUAAUCGAUUGCUAGAUCACUGGACAAUUUCCAAUGAUAUUUGAAAAUUUGAUAUUGCAAAUUUGAAAAAAAAAUCGGCAAUAUUUCACACGAAUAAUUAAUGACCUCGAAACUAACGAAAGCUUAUUUUGAAAGUGCAAGUGCCGGAAACUGUUAAUUCAGUGGUAAAAUAAAAAUAUGGUGAUAAUUUAUUCGAGUGAAAAUGUUAUUAAAAAGUAGAUUGGUUUUUAGUCACUUGUUCGAUUGUUAAUUAAUGAAAAAAUGUGAGAGAAUUUGAAUUUUUGACGGAAAAUACUGAGGGGAGGAUUGAGGUAUUCGCGGUGCGACGAUCGACGCAUAUUAAAAAAAUUCUAAUGACCGGAGGAAGCGGAUCAGGAUGAAAGACUGCGAAUGUAUAAUGUCCAAUAGGAUUUCCAUGUUGAACAAGGGAUCACAACCAGCAACCGCAGGCGGUUACUGUAAUUAACGUAUCACCUUUCAUCGGUUUUCAUCCACGUUUUGCACUACCAAUUAUAUGAUUUCAUUUGAUAACAAGUCCGGUUUUGGCUCGGUCAACCGAGAGCGGAUGUAUGAGCAAGAAAUAACAAUUUAUUAUUAACAUAAAGUGAGAGAUGAUCAUGAAUGAAAAAGAGGAUCACCGCAGCAUGCCAAAGUGAUUCAUCCAGACGGAAGUACGAUAAAGCACAGUUUCCCCGCUGCUACCGCCACCGCCACCGCCACCACCGCCGCACGAAACAAGAUAAUAAAAACGAGAGGGAUUCUCCGUUGAAGACAUGAAAAUGUAUUCUGUCCAGCUUUCUGCUUGUCCAGUGUUUUCUUUGGAUAAUCAAAUGGCGCUAGAAAAAAUUCUCCAUUACCGCGCAGGAAGUCUAGUAGGACAAUGUGCAGAAGUGGUCAGUGAAAAGUGGUAAAAAGGUUUUUAUGGUGGGGUUUUUGGGGGUGAAAGAAGAGGAAGAACUAACGUGAAAAGAGUAUAGAUGCCCGGGUUGCCGGGAUCGCAAGAUAAAGUGGGGUGGGCAGAAGGCCGAUAUACAAGAGAGGAUGACCUAGUCGUAUGGGGGUGGGGCGCUUGGGAUGCUCCGGAUUAUCGGUUAAGAUCGGAUGGAGGGGAAGGAAGGAAGUACGGAAAAUACUUGGCAUCUAAAUGUCACGGCGCUUGCAGUAGAGGAUACCAACAACUUUUUCGGAGAUUUUCCUGGCAAAACUUCCUCCUACACAACAAGCCAGGCAAUAGUGAUUGCAUUGGUACUCGGAAGCAUCGUAAUAGGCACAGUAAUCGGCAACAUACUUGUGUGUGUGGCGGUAUGUUUAGUUCGAAAAUUACGACGGCCCUGCAACUACUUGCUAGUGAGUCUAGCUGUGAGUGAUCUGUGUGUUGCCCUUCUGGUGAUGCCAAUGGCAUUGCUCUAUGAGAUUUUGGGGACCUGGUCAUUCGGACAAUUUCUCUGUGAUUUGUGGGUGAGCUUCGACGUUCUCAGCUGUGCAGCGAGCAUUCUGAAUCUCUGCAUGAUAUCCGUUGACAGGUAUUGGGCUAUCACGAAACCACUGGAGUAUGGUGUGAAACGAACCCCACGACGCAUGAUACUUUGCGUUGCCCUCGUCUGGUUGCUUGCUGCCUGCAUUAGUCUUCCACCUCUUCUUAUCCUCGGUAACGAACAUAAGUUCGAGAUGGGUGCUUGGCAUUGUGACGUAUGUCAAUACUUUGGAUAUCAGAUUUAUGCCACCCUUGGCAGUUUCUACAUACCGCUAAUUGUCAUGAUUGAGGUCUAUUAUAAAAUUUUUUGUGCGGCGCGAAGAAUAGUGCUGGAGGAAAGGCGUGCUCAGAGUCAUCUGGAGGCCCACUGCAAUGUAGAUAUAGAGCCAUCAACGCAUCAUACGAGUGCAGUUAGUCGACCAUUGAAUUUUGACGCUCAAGCCACUCACAGUAGUCCCAUCAUUAAACAACACCGCAGCUCCAGUGCAUCUACCACGUGCAGCGGACACGGAGUCAAGUGCUUCACAGGUGGUCCUCGCAAAAGCAAUGAAUCGCAGUGCCCAAUGCUGUUAAAAACCGACAAGACAAUUGUCUCAUCAACAACCAUGAUAACAAAAUCAACAAUCGUACGAAAUCAUCUGAACAGCACAUGCAGUGUAUCGAGUUCACCGCACCAGAAAAAACUUCGAUUUCAAUUAGCCAAAGAAAGAAAAGCGAGUACAACACUUGGAAUAAUAAUGAGUGCAUUUACCAUUUGCUGGUUACCAUUUUUCGUUCUCGCACUGGUGCGUCCAUUCUUGAGUGAUCCCAAAGCCAUUCCAAAGUCCCUCUCCAGCUUAUUUCUCUGGCUGGGCUACUGUAACAGUCUCCUGAAUCCGAUAAUUUAUGCAACACUGAAUCGUGAUUUUCGAAAGCCCUUUCGAGAAAUAUUGUUCUUCCGUUGUGGUAAUUUAAAUCACAUGAUGAGAGAAGAAUUCUAUCACAGUCAGUUUGGAGAUCCAGUCAAUAAUUGUGUUAUUAAAUCUUGCGAGCAUGAGGAAGGUGGUGAAUGCCUUGAGAAUCAUGGACUCGGGGCAACUGAUGGGGCUAACAAUCCUGCCAACGAGAGCUUUCUAUGAUCAACGGAUGAAUCUGAAAAUCGCUGAAGUGACUCUCGUCGGAUCUCUCAAGUACUAGUGAAUAAACUCCCCUUCCGCAAUAGAUAUAAAGCAACAGCAUGAAAAGCCACUGAUAAUAAAAGUAAGAAAUGGAUGAUACGAGAGAAAUCACAAAGCUAUUCAUGGCAAUUUUCCCAGUGACACGUCAUCCCUUGCUUCAUUCUCGUGUGACUCUGGGCCUUCGAUCAAUGAUCUAAAGUGAAAAGAGUCAACUGAUGGGGCGCCAGAAAGAAAAAAGGUGAACGACGUUGCUUUACUGUGUACACUCGUGAUCCAUCAAACACUGUCAAUGACCUCUGAUUAAAUUGCAAAGCUCAACAAAGGAAUCAUUCAUUGAUGCCCUUUUGUGAAUUGUCUGGCACUAGCCAAUGCACAGGGGAAGAAGAACCUAUUUUCCGCAGAUGGAGUGAGACUAGUGGUUGCGAUUUUGGUUGAAUUGGAUAAACUGUCAUUAAUAUUGCAAUACUACUGUCUCUGGAGUUAUAAAAAAAAUUAUGAUCAAAUGAAAAAAAGGGGGUGCGUAAUUAACGAUAACAAACAUUGAUGAGAACAAUUCAUUAUGAAAACAUCCACUGUGUGCAGGUUUUCUUGCAUGCGUGAGCUUUAGAUAAUCAUUUUAUAGGUGAAUUGUAAAAACUAGUCGACGAUGAGUAAUUCAAUAAAGAACAUAUUUAAAUACUAAUGGACAUCAGUGCAGUGAAUUAGGUGAUAAUUCAUCAGCUCUCAGUAUAUCAACAGUAAGAACAUUGCUUGUAAAAGAAAUAUGUAUUAAGGAUGUAUUUUCAUUAUUGUUUGAAGAUAAUAUUGACAAGCAUAAUAUGAAUAACAAAUUAGUGAAUCAAAUAUUUCGUGAUUAUUUCUGUUACUGGUACACUAUGAGAAUUAAAGUGUGAACAUUGGAGUUGGAUUAUUAACAACACAUCACUUGGAAAAGCGGAAGUUACAAAGUACAAAACCACAUAUUUGCUGUACGACGGAGUGACAAGUCAAUGCUUGAAGUGUAGAGAUGUGCAAACAAACGUUUACCACUUGGUGAAAAUGACGGGACGAGGGAGAGGGGAAAAGCCACUUCAACUUUUUCAUAACAACAAGAGGAUUUUCCCCUCAAUGUCGUUGCCACCACAAGGCUUUGACAGGGAGGGGAAAAAACGUAAAAUAGUCUGGCUAAUUUCUCUCACUCGAAUCACAUCGAUACAUCACCUUUAAUCCAGUUACAUGUGAAGAAAAGCCCCACCACUCCAAUCAGUUUGAAUGUGGAUAUGGAAAUUGCUGAUAAGAAUCUGAAAAAGGUAAAAGUAAGUGCGAUAGUCGUUGAUUAUUAUCGCGUCUCCAUUCUCAACGUUUGAAUGAAGGAAUUGAAAUAUUGAUAUUGAUAAUAAUAAACGGUAAA
Molecule: messenger RNA, 4112 nt
Organism: Diachasmimorpha longicaudata
Lineage: Eukaryota; Metazoa; Arthropoda; Insecta; Hymenoptera; Braconidae
Gene: 5-HT7
Product: 5-hydroxytryptamine receptor 1-like
Exons: 8
Coding region: 1193-2683 (496 amino acids)
Biological process (GO): G protein-coupled receptor signaling pathway, coupled to cyclic nucleotide second messenger; chemical synaptic transmission
Cellular component (GO): dendrite; plasma membrane
Molecular function (GO): G protein-coupled serotonin receptor activity; G protein-coupled acetylcholine receptor activity
Source: RefSeq, a predicted model, not a curated record